GAGAAACUUGGGAGGGGCAAUCACAAUGUUCACCUUGUCUGUCAGUGCUGUGAGCACUUCCUGUGAGAGAAUAAACAGACACUCCCACCCCUCAUUACAGCGUAGACUCUCAGCAGGAAGGAUCUCUCUGCAGCUCUGAUAUAGUGACAGUUUUAGGAGCAAUGCGUCCUCUACACCGUGUGUUGGUCACCACUCUCCGAGGGCUCAGCUGGCUCUUGUUGCGAUUCAUCCGACUGCUCUCUGUGUUCUCCCGGGACCCCCCAUGUCCAGACCCCCCACUGGACCCUCUUCUUCUAAUCCCAGCUACUGAACUGGCACAUAAGAUCCGCUGUAAGGAGCUGCAGAGCAGUGCCGUGGUACAAGCCUAUAUUACGAGAAUACGACAGGUCAAUCCAGCACUCAAUGCAGUGGUGUGUGAGCGAUUUGAUGAGGCUCUACGAGAGGCAAGGAAUGUUGAUGAACUGGUUUCAUCUGGAACUGAGGAUGAAAAAACCCUUAGGGAAAAGUAUCCCCUUCUUGGGGUUCCCUUUACUGUUAAGGAAGCAUUCGCUCUACAAGGCAUGCCACAGAGUUCUGGGCUUCUGUCUCGCCGGUUUGUGUGCGCUCAGUCUGAUGCAGUGGUGGUAUCGCGGAUAAAAAAAGCUGGAGGAAUCCCACUGGGAGUGACUAACUGCAGUGAACUGUGCAUGUGGUAUGAAUCCAGUAACAAAGUAUAUGGCAAGACCAGGAGCCCUUAUAACCCACAGCAUAUAGUUGGGGGCAGCUCUGGAGGUGAAGGCUGUAUUCUGGGGACUGCAGGAUCAGUGAUUGGCGUGGGCUCUGAUAUUGGUGGCAGUAUACGGAUGCCGGCAUUCUUUAAUGGUAUAUAUGGACACAAGCCCACUGCAGAUAUUGUCCCUAAUGAUGGCCAAUAUCCUAUUGAUCAUGGUUGCCGUCGUGAAUUCCUUUGCACUGGUCCUAUGUGCAGAUAUGCAGUAGAUUUGAUUCCUCUCUUAAAGGUGAUGGCAGGAGAGUCAGCUGGCAGGCUGCAUCUUGACAGAGAGGUCAAACUGAGCAAUCUAAGGUUCUUCUCAAUGGAGCAUGAUGGAGGCAGUCCAUUUGUGUCUCCAAUGGAUAAAGAACUGGUCCAAGCCCAGAGACGGGUUGUUGAACACUUAGAGAAGGAACUUGGGGUAACUGUCCAGCAGGUGUCCAUAUAUAACCUACGCUAUUCUUUUCAGAUUUGGUCAGCAAUGAUGUCACAAGAUGGUGAAAAGGAACAGAGUUUUGCAGAUUUGAUGGGUGAUGGUAAUAGCUUUUGGCCUUUUUGGGAGCUUUUAAAAUGGAUUUUUGGUGUUUCUAAGCACACCCUACCAGGAAUAGCACUGGCCCUUACUGAGAAGAUGACCCAAUGGAAUGUUCGAGGGAAUGAAAUUAUGAUAAAGAAGGCCAGGAGUUUGAGGCAGGAAAUUAGCACCAUGCUGGGGGAUGAUGGGAUCUUGAUUUAUCCUUCACAUCCCAAGAUUGCUCCGCGGCAUCAUGAGCCUAUUGCAAUGCCAUUCAAUUUUGCUUAUACUGGUAUUUUCAACGUUCUAGCUCUUCCGGUUACUCAGUGUCCAGUAGGUCUUAGUCGGGAUGGAUUGCCUCUAGGUAUACAACUUGUUGCAUCCCACUAUAAUGACCAUUUAAUUCUUGCACUUGCCCAGUAUCUAGAAAAGACUUUGGUUGGAUGGAUGCCAUCUGGAAGCAACAAGGGGCAAAACUAAAAGAAUCUGCAUUUCGAAGCUUUAUCUUCUGAGAUUCCCAGUGCGAGGAUUAUCCACAGUCAAAUGUAGACUGGUAACAUGGCUCUGAGGACAUGGACACAAAUUAAUCUUAAAUGAAUGCUAAUUUUGUACAAAUAAUACUGUUUGUGUAUUUUGAUUAAUACCCUACAAUCCCAAUAAUAGUUCUGUUUACAAUGGUGAAAAAUAGUGUGGUCUAAACUGGUCCUGAACAUUGGUCCCAGAUUUAUAGUAAAAGAAUUGGCUAAUUUGCCUGUGGCAGUGAUGUAUAAGUUAAGGUCAGUACUUGAGGGACUUUCAUUUUUGCCAUCCUCAUCUAUCCAGGUUGUUAUUCUAUUUUUAGAAGAACCAUUUCUGUCAGUGAAUUUACCAAUGCUCGUCCUUGUUCUAGAAUGGAUGUCAGAUUAUAUGAGACUGGAGGGGCUGCUACAAGAUCUCUUAGACAAUAGCUAUUUGUUGAGCUGGUGGGGGGCUGCUUGGGCCUAUUUUGAGUCCCAGUUGGGGCCUGAUUGACAUUAGUAUAUAUAAUUCCUGCAGGGGUGCUAAUAACAAUUGGAUGAAGGCUUAUAUUAUAGUGCACGUUUUUAUUCAGACUGUACUUGGUCUUUCUCUUCCUGCAUGUAUCUGCUGAUAUACAUGUGUGCAACUGGGGUACUUACUGUAUAAAAAUAUUGUGCAAA
This is a messenger RNA of Xenopus laevis (African clawed frog), 2443 nucleotides long. RefSeq names its product fatty-acid amide hydrolase 2 (gene faah2.L). Lineage: Eukaryota; Metazoa; Chordata; Amphibia; Anura; Pipidae. The transcript is spliced from 11 exons. Gene Ontology annotation, cellular component: endomembrane system. The coding region runs from base 162 to 1745 and encodes 527 amino acids. The record is from RefSeq and is a predicted model, not a curated record.